Messenger RNA from Mesocestoides corti, 543 nucleotides. Lineage: Eukaryota; Metazoa; Platyhelminthes; Cestoda; Cyclophyllidea; Mesocestoididae. The record is from the annotation of a GenBank genome assembly.
AUGCUGCAUUUCAAUUUUAGCUGGAAUUUCUAUGUCUUUUCUUAUGGCUUGGGUCGUGCCUGGGAAGAAAGUAUGCAGAAGAUCGUAACAUUCAGCACUGUCGAACACUUUUGGAGCAUUAUGUUCCACACCCUUCCUCCUUCAGAAAUUGCUAAUGGCACUGAUCUGUAUGUUUUCAAAGAUGGCAUUCAGCCUAUGUGGGAAGACCCAAAAAAUCAGCAUGGUGGCCGUUGGCUUAUCAACUACACCCAUGACAUUCACGACCCGUACUGGGAAGAACUUUUGAUGCUGAUUGUGGGAAACAGCUGGGACACUGAACAAGAGUCGGAGGAAAUUUGUGGUGCAGUGUUUCAACCAAGAGCUCGUGGUGUUAAGAUAAGCUUGUGGACUUCAGACUGUGAGGACGAGGAGAGCAUUAUGCGAAUCGGUCGUCGCGUAAAAGAAGUUCUCAAUUACCCUGACCGCCUCCUCUACCAGACCGUACAGCAACAGCAGAAUGCACCAAAAGGGCAGGACUUGGCCCAGGGCAAGUACUUUGUAUAA